AUGACUGAAACUCCUUUACUGAACAUUCCCUCCUCAAACCAGACUGAAAACAAGAGCAACUUAACUAUUUGCCAGGACUUGGAUGACUGGUGGGAAAUCGUGUACUACAUAGUACCCAAGUACAUCGACGCCAUCUGUGUUAUUGGGAUGCUUGGCAAUGUCUUUGUUCUCCUCACUUAUUUACUGCACAAGGCCCCCCUGAACAUAGCAGAAAUCUACCUUAUGAACCUCGCUGGUGCCGAUCUUAUCUUCCUCAUGUGCCUCCCUUUCUGGGCAGCAAACAUCAGGCAUGAAUUUAACUGGCCCUUUGGCACUUUCCUUUGCCGCAGCACCAGCGCGUCCAUCAGCCUCAACAUGUACACCAGCAUCUACUUGCUGGUGGCAGUCAGCGUAGAUCGCUAUUUAACUUUUGUUCAUACCUUGAACCACAGAGGGAUACGGAGCAAAACCAUGGCCAAGGGGAUCUGCUUGCUCAUCUGGUUCUUUGGCAUCCUCCUCAGUGUCCCAGUCUUCAUGUUUCGGACUGUGAAGCACUUUCCCCAGUGGAAUAUUUCAGCGUGUACUUUAGACUUCCCCAGCCCAUCAUGGAUCACGGCUGAAAGCCUGCUCUUCAACACGGUGGGGUUUGCGUUGCCAUCGACAGCCAUCAUCCUCCUUAAUUUCUCUACCAUUCGCUCCCUACAGAAAAAAGCGAGAGAACGAAGAGCGCUCAGGACAAAGAGCUGCAAGGAGCACAGAGACACAAAGGCGACCAGGUUGAUCUUCACAGUGGUGCUGACGUUUCUUUUGUGCUGGACUCCUUACCAUUUUAUUGUAUUCAUUGAUAUCUUGUACCAGACAGAAGUGAUUACUGGUUGCUUUUGGGGAGAACUGCUCAACUUUGGUGAGCAGUUUUGCAGCACUCUAGCUACCACCAGCAGUUGUAUUAACCCUGUGAUUUAUGUCUUCGUUGGGAAAUACUUCAGGCAAAAGGCUUUAGAAGUUGUCGCACAGUUUAUUCCCUGUGGAUUUUCUUUGAGCUGGGUGUCAUUCAAAGGAAAGUCUUCAUAUUUCAACAUGCUGCCAGUCAGGAGUAGUUUAACUUAA
This is a messenger RNA of Mesitornis unicolor (brown roatelo), 1086 nucleotides long. It is a transcript of the gene BDKRB1, whose product is annotated as bradykinin receptor B1. Gene Ontology annotation, biological process: G protein-coupled receptor signaling pathway; response to mechanical stimulus; inflammatory response. Gene Ontology annotation, cellular component: membrane. Gene Ontology annotation, molecular function: bradykinin receptor activity. NCBI's taxonomy places the organism in Eukaryota, Metazoa, Chordata, Aves, Mesitornithiformes, Mesitornithidae. The record is from RefSeq and is a predicted model, not a curated record. The transcript has a single exon. Bases 1 to 1086 code for a protein of 361 amino acids.